Messenger RNA from Venustampulla echinocandica, 693 nucleotides. Its product is annotated as 4Fe-4S ferredoxin. The coding region runs from base 1 to 693 and encodes 230 amino acids. The transcript has 5 exons. Gene Ontology annotation, molecular function: 4 iron, 4 sulfur cluster binding; NADH dehydrogenase activity. Lineage: Eukaryota; Fungi; Ascomycota; Leotiomycetes; Helotiales; Pleuroascaceae. Gene Ontology annotation, biological process: mitochondrial respiratory chain complex I assembly; mitochondrial electron transport, NADH to ubiquinone. The record is from RefSeq and is a predicted model, not a curated record. Gene Ontology annotation, cellular component: membrane.
AUGGCAUCCGCAAGGCCUUUGACCAUGAUUGUGGCUCGAAGCCGGCCGACCGCCAGGCUAUCGGGUGUCGCACGCACGUUUACUCCAGCUGCUGGUCCUCUUGUGGCAUUCUCGACGAGCCCUCUCCGCGCAUACGCUACUCCUUCGGGGCCACCACCACCUGGGUUUCGACUGCCAGCCCCUAGAAAAUGGGAUGAAGAUACAGAAUCGGCACUGGACAAGGCGGGGAAGUACUUCCUCCUGGCCGAGAUGAUGAGGGGCAUGUAUGUAGCGUUGGAGCAGUUCUUCAGGCCUCCUUAUACAAUCUACUACCCAUACGAGAAGGGUCCCAUCUCUCCGCGUUUCAGAGGCGAGCAUGCCCUACGGCGAUACCCCACGGGCGAAGAACGCUGCAUUGCCUGCAAGCUAUGUGAAGCGAUCUGCCCCGCUCAGGCAAUCACAAUCGAAGCCGAGGAACGUGAAGAUGGCAGCAGACGAACAACCCGCUACGAUAUUGACAUGACCAAGUGUAUUUAUUGUGGUUUCUGUCAAGAGAGCUGCCCCGUCGAUGCCAUCGUCGAGUCACCGAAUGCCGAAUAUGCCACAGAAACAAGAGAAGAGCUGUUGUACAACAAGGAGAAACUUCUUGCGAAUGGCGACAAGUGGGAGCCGGAACUAGCCGCAGCGGCUAGAGCAGACGCUCCUUAUAGAUGA